AUGAAGCUGUACCAGAAGAACCUUCGCCAGGUGGCACAAUCGAGAGGAGGUGUCCUUCCCGAAGAAGAUGCUAUCAGAUAUGCGAUUGAUGUGAGCAGAGCCAUGUGGGGUAUUCACCAUCUGGGAAAGCUCCACCUUGACUUGAAGCCUGAGAACAUUCUCUGGGACGAGGAGACCGAUAGCGUGGUUGUCUCUGACUUCGGGGUCACCCAGACCAUCACUAAGACAAUUGCUACUCUUACUCAGUACAAGGGAACUCCAAACUACUCGUCCCCUGAGGCUUUUGACGAGCACGUCAGCUUCAAGAGUGACGUGUGGAGCUUCGCCUGCACUUUCCUUGAGAUGGCUACGGGGAAGCAGCCAUGGCAGGGGCUCACGAUGGUGCAGAUAGCAAGACGAGUGGCAGUGGACAAGCUGAAGCCUGACGGCAUCUCUGACCUCUCUCCCAGCCUCUCAGAUCUGCUCGAUCGCUGCUUCUCCCAUGACGCUGGGGAGCGGCCAAGU
This is a messenger RNA of Guillardia theta CCMP2712, 504 nucleotides long. RefSeq lists its product as hypothetical. The record is from RefSeq and is a predicted model, not a curated record. Gene Ontology annotation, cellular component: cytoplasm. Lineage: Eukaryota; Cryptophyceae; Pyrenomonadales; Geminigeraceae. Gene Ontology annotation, molecular function: protein serine/threonine kinase activity; ATP binding. Gene Ontology annotation, biological process: protein phosphorylation. The transcript has a single exon. The annotation marks the transcript as partial.